AUGAAUGCGGCCGACGACGAGAACAAUCAAAGUACGAUUGUUGCCACGUCAUCACAAAUUCCAUCGAUCACGAAUUCCACGUACCUUCUGCUUCAUGAUCUACUACUUCUGAACGCGACGUCUUCUGGAGCGUCGUCGUCGCCUUCAGAAGGCGUCUCCUCAAUUUGGACGACGUCGAACAACAACCAAAACGACACCCUUCUCACCACCACCAUGUCAUCCGUGCAACAGGAAGAAAUCUGUCGGUUUCGUGGCACAACGGAAAACUAUACGAUUGCCGUCACAUUUUUCGUGAUAUUCUUGUUAUCGGUAGUGGGAAACUCGGUGGUUUUAAUUGUGAUAAUUAAGCAAAGAGCCAUGCGAUCUAUAACAAACAUCUACCUUAUGAAUUUGGCCGCUUCUGACAUGAUGUUAUCGGUGGUAUGCAUGCCGCCGACACUUGUAUCCAUGGUCAUGAAUUGUUGGAUGUUCGGCAAUUAUAUGUGCAAAAUUUUGGCCUAUUUGCAGCCCGUCGUUGUCACCGCCUCGGCUUAUACCUUAGCGGUCAUCGCGUUCGAGAGGUACUUUGCGAUUUGUAAGCCGUUGCACUCGAGGAUUUGGCAGACUAGAUCCCAUGCCUACGCAAUGAUCACUCUGGUAUGGGUGAUCGCAAUUGCUGCCAAUAUUCUGAUGCUAUUCAUGUACGAACAACAAACAUAUAGUUCGAAUGGAUACACAUGUGCACCAAUUCAUCCACCAAUUUAUCAUUUCGCAUAUCAGGUCUACAUGACAGUAGUCCUUCUCGUUAUCCCGCUGGUCGUGAUGACCGGUCUCUACGGUAACGUGAUCACCUCCCUGAAAUCCGGCAUCAAAUUGGAAAUCGCCUCCGUCGACCCGCCUCUUGCCACCGCCACCACAACAGGUCCCUCAAAAGAGCCCCCGGUUUUGUUGAACAAUGUGCUCGUCGGUAGCUCCACUCUAGCUCGUGCCACGUCAUGCAUCGCCCUCAACACGUUUUCCUCCCCCUCGAAUUACAGUACCCCCCGUGAGGCUCCGCCCACCACCAACGGACCCCAACUCCUUCAACUCCCUGGAAACUUUGGGAACUUCGACGACUUCCGCCUCCAAUGCCUUUCCGAUUGCCGUCGUUCUAGUGGUGGAGUGUGUUUACCCCCGCCAGCUAUCGUCGCAAGUAUGACGGAUGAGCAGAAGCUAUCGUUUUGGAACAAGUUGUCGAACAAGUUGACUUUUAGUCAGCCAGAUAAGAACGUCUCCCACCCGAAUUUCGGUCACCGUCGGUCCGACACCUCUGUAUGCAUCGAGAACCCAAGUCUACGCUCUACUCACACCCAAAAAAGUGCGAUGGCUAAGCAGCGGGUUAUAAAAAUGCUUAUCGUUGUCGUCAUUAUCUUCUUCUGCUGCUGGACGCCAUCCUAUAUUUGGUGGUUGUUAUUGAUCGCUGGGGAUUCUUUUCAAAGCCUCAACCUAUCCGUCUGGAACAGUGACAUCAAUACAUUCAUCACUCUACUCACCUAUAUUUCCUCUUGUACCAAUCCAAUCACCUAUUGCUUCCUGAAUAAGAAAUUCAGGAAUGCGGUGUACGCGACGUUCGGCAGGAAGAAGAACAUGCGACAUCAUUUUCAGAAGGUCUACAUUCCUGUCAACGGCGGUGCUCAGUACACUAACAAAGGGGAGACACGACCGAUUAUUAACAGGUCGGUCUCGUCGACCUUCACUCCACAACAUCAAGUCGUUUUUAACGAUGUGUCGAUUGAUAGUACGAAGAAGAAGGAUGGGUCGCAUCAUUUGAUAUCGAGAACGGUUCACGCCUCCCUGAUCCAUCAUAACAAAGUGCGAAGAGAGGAGACGGAUGGGAUCUUUUGA
Messenger RNA from Caenorhabditis remanei, 1863 nucleotides. RefSeq lists its product as uncharacterized. Lineage: Eukaryota; Metazoa; Nematoda; Chromadorea; Rhabditida; Rhabditidae. Gene Ontology annotation, cellular component: membrane. Gene Ontology annotation, molecular function: neuropeptide receptor activity. The record is from RefSeq and is a predicted model, not a curated record. Bases 1 to 1863 code for a protein of 620 amino acids. The transcript is spliced from 13 exons. Gene Ontology annotation, biological process: neuropeptide signaling pathway.